CCUUCCUUAAGCAACUUUCUCUGAAAAUUAGUUGGCAACACUGGCAACAUUCAUAAAAUGCGUUAAUGCUGCGCAUGUCUGAAAUAGAUCGCCACUCCAUUAAGCUUAAAACAAACAGAAUGCAUGAUUGUAAGCCUAAAUGAGAUGGCCGCGCCAUAAACUGUAUUAAACAGCACACGAACAGCAUGGAGCAAAUCAGAGUCUCCCUUCUUUCUGAGGUUAAGAAGAAGAACAACGAGCAAACUGUGAGAAGAUUAAUGGACCUUUCAUUUGCAUUGAGAAGACAAGAGGUUGUCAAAGAAUCUCCACUUAUUGCUGACUUUAUGAGCAGAUGGCCGGCCUUGUUCCAAGAAAAUGAGGUUUGUGCUGAAUUUGCACGGGUAACAACUGUUGCCUUAAUUUCAAAAUUCUUCUCAAAGCUGGAUGAACACACUCCAAGUCUUCUGAGGAUCUUUGCCAAGAGAGGUGGAGCUCAGGGACAAAGGAUAAGGAAACUUCUUGUUCCACUUACACAGUGUGCCUGCAUUAAUGUUAAGAGGGAGUGUGUCCUCAAAGCCCUGUUUGUCUACCUAAAUGAGGAUCCUGACAAUCUCAUCAAGGAGUACAUGGAUGUAGAUUUUUCCAACGGGGAAGCUGCACUCAAAGAAAUGGUGAUGGGCGUUUUUGUCAUCAGAUGUGAAGGAUGUGAAGUUGGUGAUGAACCUGCAGUUGUUGGAGUAGUUGAAGGAGUUACAGCACUAGAAGGGCUUGGUAAUGUAGCUAAUGGUGUUGCAUUGCUGGUUGGGCUUAUUUAUGCCCUAAAUCUUAGUUAUCCGAAGGAGUUUUGAUACACCUUUGAAAGUGUUCCUGGAGCUUGAUGGACACAAACUCUCCACCAAAGUUCAAGCCCUCAAGACCAAGCUUUUUACACCUCAUCAAAGGACUGAUAAACAGACUAAUCUUUACCUUGAAACUAUGUUUUUUGUGUCAAAUAGUCAAAACAUGUUCAUGUUCACACAUUUUUAAUGCCUUUAUUGAUUUGAUUUUUUGAUUUUUGAUUUUUUUUGUACAUCAAGGCAUAUGUGAAGAGGAAUAGUUUCCUUAAAAAUUACAUUUGUCCUUAACUCACCCAAAGAAGGUCAAGGAAAACCAUGAAGGGUUUCAAUGACUCAUGGGUUAGUUAAUGGUGACUAUUUUAAUUGUUUUUUUUGUCAAACUUGUCCUUUUAAACACUUUUUUCAAUGACGGUUUUAAUGGCUUCUGACUGUUCUUCAAGGAAAGAGGUUUGAAUGACAAUGUAUUUUAAAUAGUUUUCAAAGAUGUUCCACAUGGCACACAUUGUGUUUGCUUUUCCUUUACAAAAAUUAUCCAGGCACAUUUUGGAAUUAGAAUACAUUUACAGACAGCUUGAUGGACACAGGCAGUUUGAUAAAGUUUUGCACUUCAGUGGAGGCCUGAUGAACAAACAUAACCCAAACAUAAUAUUAUUUUUUUCUUUGGAAUUGCAGGUUGCUUUCUUUUUGUGAAAUGCAUUAAAAGUAAACACACUUUGCUAUUUAAAAAAAAAAAAAUUUAUUAAUGGGUUGUACAUGUAGGACUGUAAACCUGUUUGUUUCAUUUUGCAUUGUAAAGGAAAACAUUUCUGUACACAUUUGUUUUAUAUAAAUUGUUAAAUUCAGGCUUAAUGUGUUAAGUGUUUGAAAUGUUUUUG
Onychostoma macrolepis is the source of this 1690-nucleotide messenger RNA. RefSeq lists its product as uncharacterized. The transcript has 6 exons. The record is from RefSeq and is a predicted model, not a curated record. NCBI's taxonomy places the organism in Eukaryota, Metazoa, Chordata, Actinopteri, Cypriniformes, Cyprinidae. The coding region runs from base 186 to 827 and encodes 213 amino acids.